Camellia sinensis is the source of this 1620-nucleotide messenger RNA. RefSeq names its product glycosyltransferase BC10. Gene Ontology annotation, cellular component: membrane. The record is from RefSeq and is a predicted model, not a curated record. Gene Ontology annotation, molecular function: glycosyltransferase activity. Lineage: Eukaryota; Viridiplantae; Streptophyta; Magnoliopsida; Ericales; Theaceae.
UUGUGAUAAUUAAGAACAUCAUCUAAUCUCUCUCUCUCUCUCUCUCUCUAAGCAAUGAAGAAGAAUCAACACCAAAAACCACCAGCCUCAGCUGCUAAUCUCCUUUCUUAUUUCAUCUUCUUUGCCUGUGGCAUAACCUCUGGGAUUUUACUAACCUGCUAUCUCAAGGACUUGUCACUGAAUCUACUAAUCUCUCAUUCACCAUUAAUUCUUCCACCACCACCAGCUACCCAACCACCACCACCUACUCCUCCCCCAUCAGCCACCAAAACUUCCAAAACCAAUAUUAGAUCAUCAGAAUAUCAAAAGCCCACACAUGUCACGCACGAUAUGAGCGACGAAGAAUUGCUAUGGAGGGCCUCAAUGACUCCCAAAAUUCGUAAAUUCCCAUUCAAAAGGGUUCCAAAGGUUGCUUUCAUGUUCUUGACAAGAGGGCCAGUUUUGUUAGCGCCUCUUUGGGAGUUGUUCUUCAAAGGCCAUGAAGGAUUCUACUCAAUUUACGUGCACUCCGAUCCAUCUUUUAACCAAUCCGAGCCUGAAAAUUCAGUUUUCCAUGGCCGGAGAAUUCCCAGUAAGAAAGUGCAAUGGGGAAGUGUUAGCAUGGUGGAAGCAGAGCGUCGCUUACUAGCCAAUGCUCUUCUUGACUUCUCCAACCAACGAUUUGUUCUCCUCUCUGAAUCAUGUAUCCCUCUCUUCAACUUCUCUACCAUUUACUCUUAUCUAAUAUACUCUUCCAAAAACUUUGUAGAAUCCUUUGAUCUACCCGGCCUGGCUGGCCGUGGCCGGUAUCGCCAUCAAAUGAGUCCCACCAUCACAAUCCAACAAUGGAAAAAAGGAGCUCAAUGGUUCGAAAUGGAUCGAGAUAUAGCUAUUGAGGUUGUAUCAGACACAAAAUAUUUUCCACUAUUUCAAAAGCAUUGCAAGAGGUCAUGUUGUGCCGAUGAGCAUUACUUGCCAACGUUUGUGAGUAUAAGAUUUUCGGAGAGGAAUUCAAAUAGAAGUUUGACUUGGGUUGACUGGUCAAAGGGAGGUAUACACCCAGCUAAGUUUGUGAGAACAGAUGUGACUAUUGAGGUUUUGGAGAAAAUGAGGAGUGGAAGGAAAUGUGAGUACAAUGGGAAUAUCACCAAUGUUUGUUUCUUAUUUGCAAGGAAAGUCACACCUACUGCUUUGGGUAGGUUGAUGAGGUUUGCACCAAAGGUUAUGCAAUUCAACCCAUAAGAUUAGAAAUGUCAUGAUGUUAGGGACUAAAGAAUAUAAAAUGAUUAAAAAAAAGUAAUGAGUGGUUUAAAUAUGAACUUUUGUAUAGUAUAGAGCCCACACUCACAGACUACUUUCUUUUAGUAUUUUUUUUAUGUUUGAUUUCUUAGUCGGUUAAAACAACAUAUACAUAUCAUCAUUUAUUUGUAAUGAUCAUAGGGUGAAACAAAAAAUGGUUGCAAAUAAUUUCAUUUUGUUUUCUCAAAUUUGACGGAUAAAGUGUGACCUAGUAGAUGUAAAGAAAAACAAAAAAAAGAAUUUUUUGUUUGUUUGGUUUUGGUUGGUUCUUGACUAUGCAUGUUUCCUACAAUAAAUUAAAAUCAAUAGCCAUUGAAAUAUUUUGCUCAUUCUCCUCUCAGA